CUUAAAGACUACUUCAGUAUUUUAGUCGAGUACGAACGAUUUUUGGGCGGUAAAUCCGAAAAUUGUUCCUACUCGACUAAAAUACUAAAGUAGUCCGAACUAUAAGCGUAAGUACUAAAGACUACUUCUUUAGUAUUUUAGUCGAGUAUGAACAAUAAACACCUGAUAACUUAAUAAUAAGAGCGGGAUGGGUAUAUCAAUACUCUAUUAGACAUAGAUUUACGAUUCGGUACAAAUACCUAAUAAUUCUAUGCUAUUAAAUCAUCCGAUCUACAGUAGAAAUUCUAAUGAGUUGGUGACACUCAUUAGUCGAGUAAGACCUUAAAUUUACGAGUCGGUACAAGUACUAUUACUAUUAGUGAGACGAAUAUGAUCGUCCUAUUCGUGCACAAGUUAUUGGCCAGUAUCUAAAUUAACCUCAUAUACACUGAAACUAACUGUCUGUGGUCUGUUUUUAUAGAAUAAAAUGUAAAAAUAUAAUAUGUGAUCUGUGACCGCAACCUUCAUUUGACUUGACGUUUGUGACCGAAAGUCAAAAAAAGUAAAAACGAUUCCAUUCGAAAACAUUUUGCGAGAUUUAUUUUGAUAUUUUCAUAAUUUUAAUAUUGUCUGCACUCUGCAUCGAUUGACCAAUAAUUUUACAAGAUUUAGUUCAUGUGAAGUAUGAAGUCGUAAGAAGUUUUGUAUUUGCAACAUUUAAGAGAACGAAAACAAUUUAGAUCAAGAAAAAUGUGCAAAAUACGUUUAUUUUUGUUUCGGAAAUUAUAACACAGUAUGCCGCCACGAAAAGUUAAUAAUUUACCAAAGAAAGGCGCAGAGAUAAAGUCGCGAGGCCGUGAGAAGAUAGUAAAGAAAGUACUAAAAACACCAUCAGUAUUGAAACUAAAAUUUAAGUUACCAAGUGUCAAAAACAUACAAAACGUAAAUGAAGAUGGUCUACUAAAUAAUCUUGGAAAUGAAAAUAAAAAUACAGAAAUUGUGACCAAAACUAAGAAGAAACCUGUCACUAGAAAAAAAGCAAUUGUAAAAAAGCAAGGAGUUAAAAGGAAGAAUCAGAAUGGAGAACAAACUACAAAUAAUGAUGUACCUGUGAAAAAAAGGAUUCGAGCUAAAACUGCACUCAAAAAAGAUAAUGCUGUUAAGACUAAUGAUGCCGUAAAAGAGGAUGAAACUAAUUAUGAUGUUCCAACAUUAAAUGAGAACUAUUAUAAAAUUUUAUUGGCAAAUGAAGUUGUCAAUUCACAGUUUACAAAAAAAUUCAAACACAUAGACCAAUUACCAGUUGAACAGGGUUUACAAGAACCCACUACAACUAAAAAAAAGAAAUCAGUUUUGAAUAACAAAACUGUAUUACAAAAGAAAGUCCCCAAUGAUAAAGUACCUGCAACAAAAGAGUUAAUAAAGACUAAAAAAUGUAGUCAAUCAAAGAAAAGAUGUAAUAAAAAAAAUUCUUUGGAAGAAAUUGACAUACAACCCAAUGUAACAACAAAAGUAAACGAACUUUCGGUUGAGUCCAUGAAUACCAAAAAAUGUAGCCAAGAAAAGAAAAGAUGUUAUAAAAAAAAAUCUUUGGAAGAAAAAAGAACAAAAGUUUCAGUUGAACAUGUGUUGCAAGAAAAUAAAGAGAUUGUAAAAAAGAAACAAAUUUCUACUCGUAAACCAGCUUUAAAAAAUAAGGUCUUAAAUGUAAAAAAAGAAGUAAUAAAAUUACCAAAAACUAACAAGAAAUUUGGCCGACCUAGGAAAUUGCCCAUUGUAAAUGCAUUUAAAGAUAAUAUUGGUCAAAUUAAUGUUACUGGAAGUACUGAAUCAAAAGAUGAUAAAAAUAAAAUGAAUAAUCAAAUAAAUAGUGAAGUAUCUGAAAAACGAAAGCUUAAUUUAAGCCUUAUUCGUAAAAAUGUAAGUGCUGGACCUGAGUCACAAAAUCAAUUGAAUGGCUGUGUAAAUGAGAUCCAAGUACAUAACACUGAAGAAAAAUGUAUAAAAGAUACAUUUAACAUAAGAGCGUCUGACGCGUGCUCAGAUAUGUCAUGGCUUAAAGAUAUAUCUAGCACUAGCAACUCUUCAACUGUAACAGCAGUUAAGUCAAAUGAUUUUUACUCUAUUGAUAAUAAAAUGCCAGUGUUACAGUUAUACAACAUUGACAAAAGUAUAUUAAGAAAAAACAAUAAAUAUUUAGGUGUUAGUAAUACUCGUACAGAGACCCCAAAAAGCGUACUUGACCAAAACAAAGACAGAUCGAUUCAAGAAACUGUGAUAAAUAAAGAAAGUGAUAAACAAUAUGGUUCAGAUUUUCAACCCAAUAAAGCAAAUUCGAUUUCAGUAUCAUCAAAAAGAUUAUCAGUACCUAGUAAAACGGAAAAUAUUAAAACUACGAGCAAAGAAAACUCUACAAGGAGUUCUUUACAAAGAUGUAACAGUUCAUCCUCGUCUAGCUCCAGUUCAACUACAUCUAGCUCAAAUUCUUCAAGCAGUUCAAGUAACAGUUUGUCUAAAGUUAGUUGUGAUAAAAAUUUGGAUAGCAACAAAAAUAUGUGUGGGCAGGGCUCUGGUAGUAGCACUGGCAAAACAUUGAAUGAAAAAACUGCUCUAGGAAAAUUGGUUUUAAAGUUAAAAACACAUAAUAGCAAAAUUAAAAAUUACCAAUGCAACAAUGAAAACACCAAUCGUGCUGAGACUGUGAAUAAAAUGCAAGAUAAAAUAUUUAGAGACGAUAUUUUAAAAUUUGAAACGGAUUUGUACAGCCUGUGUCAAUCCAUAAAACGUUUAGAAGUUUAUGAUGUAGACAAAUAUUUCAAUUGCAAUGAAAUUAAAAAAUCAAACUAUAUAUCUCGUCCAGUAGAACCAGUGGUUUUGAAUUCUGAAGAUUGCCAUACAACAACUGAACAUCUCAACAGUGACGCUGGAGAUAACACAGAAAAUAUUGGUAACACCAAUUUUGAUAAUUCUCCUAAAGAAGCAGAAGCAGAAGCAGAAAUUUCUAAUGAAAGAACAAAUCAAUCAGAUAGUUGCUUUUUCUAUGACAAGAGUAACUUCACUUCUGCUGCAGCUGAUGAUGAUGACGAUGAUGCGUUAUCUCUUUUUGCAGAAAGUUUUACAGAAUGCGAACCCUCUCGAAGAAACAGUGUUUUUAAUUCAGAAAUGUCUCAGUAUGAAGAAUAUAUUCCACGUCCAACAGUAAAUAAAUUCAGCAGCAGCGCUGUUAACUACCAGCCUACGAAAAUAUCAAAUAAAAAUAUAGAAAACAAAAAACUACAAUGUACCAGUCCUUGUGAAAUUCAGUACUCUACGGAAAUAUUAAAUACAAAUAUACAUCAAUGUUCCAGUUCUUCUGAAAUACAGAAAGCAGAUUCAACAUCAGAUUUUUCACAAAAGCCCUCUAGAUUGCCAAUAACAGAUCCUAAAAAAACCUGGACCUCGAGUUCAAGCAGUCCGCGUCUAAUGGCAUCAAUACACAAACCUAACCAGCGACAAAAAAAUUUAAUUUUUUCGGGCUACUGUUUUUUUAACCUGGCAUCCACUUGCCAAAGACCCAAUUGUUUAUUCUCUCAUCGUAAUAUUAAAACUAUGACUGUUGAAAAUUCUCUGAAAACACUCAGCGAAGAGAAGUUCAUCCAAGAGUAUAUGCUUAUACGACAUUGGGGUAAACUCAAACGCAAUUACGGCUUAUGUUUCGUAGAAGAAUGUAUACGUCGCGAACUUACCAGGAUCUUGGUGGAAAUGGCGAUAGACUUUAUUGUUAAACCCAACGAUGUCACGUCGGAUGUGGUGGACAAUGUGCUAAUGUACCUAAACAACGUUGAUUUAUCUGUUUGUGACGAUUUACUGAGAUACAAUCUAAGUAGAAAUAAACAAUGGUUGUGUGACUAUUUCAUGAGUGUUAUUGCUACAUCGCAAAACUUUUCGCGAUUCAAAUCUAUUUUUGUAAAAUUGACGGAAUUUAUGCAUCAAAAUGGAAGGACGUUUAUGGUUGAUAUUGCAGAAUCUGUCCUCGAGCGUUUGUGUAUCUUGCCGUAUGAAGAAACAUUAGCUCGGUCUUUAAUCACUAUAUUGAAAAAUAGUGAUGUGUCAGUGUUUUAUAAUGCAAAGAUCAGUUAUUUCGAGAGGCAACUGAUAGCUGCUAAUAAUAAUAAUCUGUACCGUGAGUUCAAACUGCUUAAAGAUCACGCUUUAGCUAAGCAACCAGUUCUUGGAAACCAUUAUGAACCUCAAAAUCAGGAUAUUGAUAAUCUAAAUUCAUAUUCUGGACAUGUAGAGAAAAACAAGUCGAAAUUGCUUGAAGAUCAAGCCAAUCAAACGAAUCUAGGGAACCCUUAUGAAACUAUAAAUGAGCCAGAUCAGAAUCAGGAUAUAGAUAGUGAAAAUUCAUAUUGUGAAUAUGCAGAAAUAAAUGGGUUUAAAAUGGUUAAAAAUCAAGCCUUAACUCAGCCACUGAACCUUGGAAGCCAUUAUGAAACUACAAAUAAGACACUUCAGAAUCAGGAUAUAGAUAGUCUAAAUCCAUAUUCUGGACAUGCGGGUAAAAAUUUGUUCAAUUUGUUUGAAGAUCAAGCAUUAGCCAAUCAAACAGUUCUACGAAACCCUUAUAAGACUAUAAAUAAACCAGGUCAGAAUCAGGAUACAGAGAGAGUAAAUUCACAUUGUAGGUAUGCAGAAAUAAAUGAGUUCAAAAUGGUUAAAAAUCAUGCUUUAACUCUGCCACUGAACCUUGGAAGCCAUUAUGAACCUACAAAUAAGACACUUCAGAAUCAGGAUAUAGAUAGUCUAAAUUCAUAUUCUGGACAUGCGGGCAAAAAUACGUUCAAUUUGUUUGAAGAUCAAGCUUUAGCCAAUCAAACGGGUCUACGAAACCCUUAUAAAACUAUAAAUAAACCAGUUCUGAAUCAGGAUAUAGAUAGAGUAAAUUCAUAUUGUGGAUAUGCUGAAAAAAAUAAGUUCAAAAUCGUUAAAAAUCAAGCUUUAGCUAAUCCACUGAACCUUGGAAGCCCUUAUGAACCUACAAAUAAGUCACUUCAGAAUCAGGAUAUAGAUAGUCUAAAUUCAUAUUCUGGACAUGCGGGCAAAAAUACGUUCAAUUUGUUUGAGGAUCAAAGUUUAACCAACCAAACGGUUCCACAAAACCUAUAUGAAAAUAUAAAUGAGCCUCGUAGGAAUCAGGAUGUUGAUAGAUUAAAUUCAAAUUCUGGACCUACCGAGAAAAGUAUUAUACCUCAAGUGACAGAUUUAACUAAUGUGAACAAUCCACCCAUCGUGACUAAAUUUAAAAGAACUUUUAAUAUGGAAAAGUUAAAGCACUUAGGAUUCAUAAACACGAAAAACAACGCUGAUGUAUCCACGGAUCGCACAGAAACUGCAAAUGCAAAAGAAAAAUACAAAUUGGGAAUUUUCGAAAACUGCAGCAAUACUGACAAACAAAUUAAAUGGCAGAGGAACUAUGAAAUGUUUUGUAACCGGCCGAUACGACCGCCCAAGAGACGUUCCGAUCAAAUUGACGAAGGAAGUGCACCUAAAUACAAAUGGAAACAAAACUUCUACCAUAAAAGGUUAUAAUACAUUUAACAUUGUGUAUACUUAAGUUUUGUCUUUAUGGUCUAAGAUCCGGCAUUAGAAAUAUAUACCCUCAUCUGUUAUUUACUAGUUAUAAGAAAUAAAUGAUAGAUAACAUUCACCCAGGUAGUUUAGUUUAGACAUAUUUUCUGUACAAAAUCUAGGAAACCAUAACUAGAUCAAAGGCAUCUAAAUAAUUUAAUAUAGUUAAAUUAAGCAUAAUGAGCUUUAAUUUGACGACUAAAUAACUAAUGAGUGUAUAUAAAUAACACUAUUCAACUAUUUAUAUCUGGCAACCCCACAUUUGCAGUGUGAAUGCAUGCAAACUUUCAUCAUUAUCAAGCCAUAUUCGGCUCACUGCUGAGCUCGAAUCUCCUCUCAGAAUGAGAGGGUUAGGCCAAUAGUCCACCACGCUGGCCCAAUGCGGCAGGCAAAUUGUCAGACUUCACACACGCAGAGAAUUAAGAAAAUUCUAUGGUAUGCAGGUUUCCUCACGAUGUCUUUCCUUCACCGUCUGAGACACGGGAUAUUUAAUUUCUUAAAAUGCACACAACUGAAAAGUUGGAGGUGCAUGCCCUGCCCCAGAUUCGAACCCACCCUUCGGAAUCGAAGGCAGAGGUCAUAUCCAGUGGGCUAUCACGGUUCUCAAGGCAAACUUUACGUUAUCAAAUCUGCUGGGUAUAUUCUUUUAACUAGUGUAUUAUUUUUUUAAUUAACCAAUGAGGGAAGUAUAUUAAAAAAGUUAAUUAAUAAAAAUUAAUUAUUUAAUACUACCCGGCCGCAGUUUAAUGUUUAAUUUAUUUGUUAUUUCAAAUAAAUAGCAGAUGAGGGUAAAUAUUAUUUAUGCCGUAUCUUGUACUAUUACUGAAUAUGUGUGAACGGUAAGCAAUGAUUGAUUGCUUGUAAAUACGUGUAACAUAUAUUUAAUAAGUUAAGGGCUCUAUUGUAUUAAGGCUAAAAUAGUUCAGCAUUUUUAAGGAAAGACCCUAGUCGUCGCAUUAAUCAAUUAUAGUUUAGUAUUUCUUGUUUUUUUUUUUCGGUAUCAUAGUCCAUCCACUGAGAGAUUACAGCCAGUCUGUAAUAAUUUAAAAAAAAAUUGGUGCUUAUUUAUUAACACACUGACCCCUAUUUAAUGUGUGGCUCAAUCCAUAUUAAUAUUAUGAAAGCGAAAGUAAGUCUGUAUUACGUAUAGGAAAAGUGAUAAGUGGGCCCUUUUAGCUGAACAAAGUCACACGCACAAAUGGGGAUGAUGACUAGGUCACAGAAUAAAGAAUGAUUCAGAAUAAGUCUUUAAAAGCAGCGUAGUGAAGCCGGUGUUAACCAUAAAAAAACAAACGCGUCUCCUUGACAUCCGCACAUACAAGCUUUUUUCGUAAUUUAUAUUUCAAAAUUUUACACUAACAACAAUUACUUAAUAAUUGAUAAUUACCAAUAAAAAAUACUCAUUCUUAUUUCUUUAGUUUUUCUAAACGGUUUUUAAAAUAUUUAAAAACAUAAGACGCCAUUUUUUUUUAAUAUUGAAAAUUACUGAUCCGGCGCUUCGUGUCGUACUGACUCGAGCAGUAUAAACAUACACGCACAAAUAAUAAUAUUAUUUGUAGUUUAGACCUAACAACCAAGUAUCUAACGAUCUCACGAAUCGAUGACGUCAUAACUCAAUAUUAUUUAGUAUGGAGCGUUUUUGGUUUUUGGUAGCGCCGCAAAAAUGAACCUUUAAAUCCCUGCAAGUCCGUAAUGAACGCAGAUAUCCCAUUACUUCUACAAAAUUGCUUUGUUAUUAUCAUACUCAUAAUUUAUAUACAAUUUAAAAAACUGUCAUCAUCCCUAUUCACGCGAACGGGGUCAGAAUAGGACGCUCGCGACUUCGCGUUAAAAUAAAAACUUACAAAUUCCGCGGUAGUUGCCUAGGGAUAAAAAUAGCUUGUGUAUAUGUAUUUAUCAUAUAUUUAGAUUAUAAUAUUGCAUCCAUUUUGAAUACCAGACGAAUUCAAUUUCAUUCAGUCACAAUUUCUGAAAUCGGUCCAAUAGUUUCGUACCCUUUUUGUAAACAACGUACCAAAAUAACAAUCACCUCCAUUUUAUAUGUUAGGUUCGAUGUCUUUAUUAUUUACCUAUUUUACAAAAUUUUACAUAAAGAGCUGGUUAACUUUGUAAUAAAAGCUAUAGGCCCUAUAAAAAAUUAAAAACUUCUUUCUAAAUUACCGCUUAUUUAAACAGACAUGAAUCUCCAUCCGGAUUUGGUAAUUGCUAAUCCAAAACGAGCCCAGAAUAGUUGUAAAAUGGAGGUCAGUGGGUUGACAUCGUUAAAAAUAGUUUGUGCAACAUUUAUUUUUUGUAAAAAAAGGCUGCUAUUGUGCAUACUUAAGCGUAAUUCGUGUAUAAAUAAAUGUAAUUUAGUAUUGACGCCGGCAAAUAACUUUAACCAUUAAUUUUUCAAUUCAGUUCAAAAAUUCAAUUAGAAUUACAGUUAGCAGAACAAGUAUUAACUAAAAUGUUAAAUGUGCUACUGCGACUAGAUAAACGGCACUGCACUAUAUCUAAUUUUUAAUUACAUAACUAUUUUGCUUUCAAAAUCUAGUCAAGUGCUUUUAACUAACAAAAUCCGUCGAGAAUUACUCGUACUUUUGACUAUCACUAAUCUCUUAGCGACUGUGUACUUGUAUAUAAUCCGUAAUCAUUUUUAGGGUUCCGUAACACUGAGGCCAAAAAAAGUUUCUCAAGACUCUUUUUUGAUCUGAUCUAUCUGGUGGUACAGAACCCUCAGUGCGAGAGUAAUUCGCUCUUGAUCGAUUUUUUGUUUUAAUAUUAUUUAUUGUUUGCAAAAAAGAUGGUCAAAGAUAAAAACACUUUUGACUCCUUUUGUUAAUCAAAAGUACUUUUGACUGUUUGAGUUUGACAUACUUAUCAGGCUGCCUGUCCACCAAACCAGAGAAAGGGAGCGUAGCGGAGAAACAAACUAACGCAGGCGGAGUUACGUACUCUGUCUGUCCAUCGGAGCGGAACGAAGUGACUUCCCGAAGAAACUUUCUCGCUCCGUUUCCCCGCUCUGCUUACCGGUUAUAUGUUUUUUUUAUUAAUCAACCCGCAAGUCCCUGUCUACUUAAGAGGAGCGGAGAUUUUGUGCAAUCCUAUUGGUUAAUAUUUCUCCACCCUGUCUCCGCGCUCUGCUUACCGGUUUUAUAUGAAUUGUUUAAACUAGCCCGCACGUCCCUGUUCACUCAAGAGGAGCGGAGAUUUAGUGCAAUCCUAUUGGUUAAUAAUUCUCCGCUUCUCGACUCCGCUGUCUCGCUCCGCUUCGGUGGACUGGCAGCCUUAGACUCUGGGAUAUCUGAAUGAUACAUAUUUGGUUACCUUUUAUUCGUUUUCUAUCGAUUUUGUUCUAUUGUUUCGAUCUGUUAAAUUAAUUUUGGGCCCCUUACUUUGCGAUUUCUUUAUACGGCUUCAUAAAUAGCCGACGUCUGCGACUCCGUUAGCCAGAAUUUCCGUUUUCCACAUGGGUUUUGCAGCGUAAAAUGUAGCUAUGUUCUGCUCCAAGUUCUUAUUUACCACUGUACUGAAGUUCAUCUAAAUUGGUUUAGGAAUUUAACUGUGACAAGGUGAUAGACAGACUUAGUAUCGUCUUUACACAUACUCGUAUAUGUAGGUAGGUACGAUGCCGCCUAAAACCCAUUACUGUACCCCGGUUAAAAUAUAUAUUCACCAUUAAUUUCCCCUACUUUUAGGGCUAAAAUAAGAGUAUAUUGUACUAGCAGAUGUAGUUUUACCCGCGUGGUUCCCAUUCCCAUGGGAUCGCGGGUUUAAAAUGAUAUCAUAUGACAGUCAUAACGGAUCUUUCUAUUGGUAAAAGAAUUUUCAAAAUCGGCUAAGGAAAUCCAGGGUUUACCCCCUACAACCUCAUAAACUACCUCAUUAAAAUACAAGUAGCUAUGCGUUGAAUGAACUGUACUCCUUCUAAGGCGGCGCUAAUCAUGUCGCUUAAUAUCAUACUAAUCGUUUGAUGAAAGUCACUUAAUAUCUAAAUAAGAACUUAGUGCAGAACUAUUUAAUUAACUAUAGAUACUUAGAUAUAUUAUAUGUGUAUACUUACUAUGUCGUCGUAUUACUUUGUCGUCCAUGGUUUAUGAGUGAAAGACAGAUAGAUAUAUCAUUCUUCGAAGCAUAUAUCUCUUUAUAUAAAUCUCUGUCGGAUUAUGUACAGACGAGUAUCUUUAAAUUUAAUAAUAUCUGGAAAUAUAAAAAAAUGGAACUAAUUUCUUCCAUUAGCAUUUUAAGCACAGACUGUCAAUAAUAUAUGGCGCCCCCAAUCUAGGGUUUUAUAUUUUUGCUCUGGAUAUAAAUUUUUAUCUGGCACACGCAUUAAUACACAGCUUGUGUUGUGUCUGUGAAGUAAAAGACUAUAGCUUGGCAAAUUCGUUGAUGACACUCCCAUGAUAUGCGGGCGACGAGGGGAAAGACUGCGCGGGUGUGAAAUCGUGCGUGCGGGGAAGUGAGGUGCAUCAGUAGUGGAUUUUUCAUUCAUCGCUACACGCCCCCCGGCCUGCGCGGACUAUCCGGAGUGUUACGAUCGAAUUUUCCAAGCUAUAGACGUUGCACUUAUUGAUAGUAAGUGGCAUCUUGUGUUCAUAGACAAUAGACAAGCUCAAAUCAAAUCAAAUCCUCCAUAGCUCAGUGGUAAAGCGACCGGACUGAUCACCGAGAUGUUGUGGUUCAAUCCCUGACCACUGGACUAUUGUCGUACCCACUCCUAACACAACCUUAACAGUUAACACUACCUUUUCCGACAAAUUGGAGAGGAAAGGAAAUAUUGGUCUUGUUUAAAAAAAGAUUUGGCAAAUAUUUGUGCCAAGCAGCAUUGGUAUGAUCCGGUCUAAAGAGCAUGGUUGCCGGUAGAGUUACAGGCAUAUGAGGCUUACAUAUGCGUCAAGUUGAUGGUCUCAGGACGGCAGUUUACAGGACAUUUCUUCACUGAGAAUGGUCGGUCUGUUUAUAGACUACGGUCUUCCAUUUACCAUCUGCGUGGCUAUUCUGUAACGAUGUAUUAUACAAUUCGCAUGUUCGAUUUUCGAACUCAUCUCUAUCUCUCUCUCUGUUUAACACGAUACUGUAGAAAGAGAAUGAUAGAGGUGAAUUCGAAACACGCACUUGAGAAAUAUCUAUACAACACUUCGUUUCAGAAUAGCUCUCCAGAUGAGCCGUAUGCUUCGUCCAUCAAAUUAUUACUAAAAAAAAAAGUGUGAAGUGCCAGGUAAAAAUUAUUAAGAUUUAUAAUGUAACGUAACAAAGAAUUUUGUGAAGCUUUUUCAUAACAUAAGUACAUAUAUUUUUGUUUUUUUUUUUGCGUUUGAUGACUAACAUAUCAAACGACGGCCAGUUACAUUUGCAUAAGCAUAUUGUAACGAUGCUCGAUUUACUGUUUAAGUUUUUCUUCGUGGUGAUGAAUUUUGUAGAAAAAAUCACUUUUUUUUUCAAUUAAAUGUUCAAAUUGCCCGCUGUGGCUUCAUAAGAUAUAACUGCUUAACUUCGUACAAAGUACACUUAACAAAUGUUUGUAAAAUAUCAGGAUCACGAUUAGUAUGCCACAGAUGAAUAUUAAGCUAGACACCGUUAUGUAAAUAAUUUACUUUGCACCUAUCACAUUCACACUACGUGCUCGUGUAGUCGAUGGACCAAAAGACAUGAUGUUGCACUGAAAAGUGACUGGAAAUGAGAUCUUGCGUUGAUUCAUAGACAGUACACCAGUUCAAUGUUUGAAAGUAAGGCUAAGGUAACAAUCAUGUAAAAAUCAUAAACCAUUUUAAUCGCCCAACUCGUUGGUGGUCCAUAAUAUUUUAAGAAUAACGAACCGCCUUCACAUAUUUAUAUUAUCUAAAACAUCCCUAAAAUAUGUAUAUUGUAUUUAAAUAACUAAAACCGUAUCAUUGUCGAUACGGUUUUCGUGUAUCAGAAAAAAUAUUGAACAAUUUGAAUAGUUAUUUUUUAAAAGCUGAUUAUAAUAUCGGUCUUAGAUAUACUAACAAUAAAAAUACCUAAUUAAAAUUAGAAACCAUGUAAAAUAGGAGCUUGGCACUGAUCUCUCGAACUGGUUUCGAUGGUCGAAUGCGGUUUCUAGCUUUAAUAUAACUCUGUGGCUCUAUGCAUAACUAAUCCUAACAUUGCUAGGUAGAUAUAAUGAAAAAAACACCUCAACAACUAAUUCUAUUUAGGUUUACAUUAGAUAUAGAGCAAUCGAUAUCUAAUCAUUUGUUAAUAUAAAUUCACUUUUGAGAGUUUUUUUUUUGUAUUAAGCCUAAUAUUUUGUAAGAUAAACAUUCGUUGAGUUAUAAAAACCUUUAUCUUUGUA
Molecule: messenger RNA, 11887 nt
Organism: Bicyclus anynana (squinting bush brown)
Lineage: Eukaryota; Metazoa; Arthropoda; Insecta; Lepidoptera; Nymphalidae
Exons: 8
Coding region: 775-5550 (1591 amino acids)
Source: RefSeq, a predicted model, not a curated record